GGAACGUUAUUGUCUAUGGGAAUACAAUUGACAUUUACACCACGGUAGAAACCCUCUUAUCUCUUGGAAUUAAUGGUUCUCGCAUACAUCUCGUACAGCCUCCACUCAGCUCAAAUGUUACUUGCCUUAACAACAACGAAAUCGAAAGUGCUGUUCAGGAGGCACUGUCAAAGGCUGGCGUAUCUGUUUAUUAUGACAGUAUCCUGGCACAGUGGAAUGAAGGCGACGACCCAGACCUUAUCACAUGUGCUACUUUCACUACUAAUACAAAACCAUUUAAAUUGCAGUGUUCAGCAUUUUUUAGCUUUGCCUACAGGACGGUGGAUUAUGAAACCUUUAAGGCAAUUAAUGAUGCUUGCCUUGUUUUUGAUGGAAGACUUGUGAUCGAUACUGAAUUCUGUACUAAUGAUGUCAGCAUCAGGGCUGCAGGUCCUUUAACAAAGUACUGCAGGAGAUAUUAUGUAGAUGAAUGGACACACAGCAACUUCAAUUCAAAAGAGCUUGGUUUCGAGCUUGCUACAUCUAUGCUGAAACUCUUUGAUCCAAUCCCUAAGCCCUUUUCUAAGCCACCGGAAGACUCAGAUAGACUCAUCCCCAUGUACAAGGGGUGUAAAAUUAAAGGAGGUGUUCUUCCUGGAGGUUAUAAUUACUUGCAUAUUUCCAAACCAGAAAUCUCCAUCCGCUUGGACUUAGAACUUGCACUGUGUGAUCAC
Messenger RNA from Antrostomus carolinensis (chuck-will's-widow), 713 nucleotides. RefSeq names its product cilia- and flagella-associated protein 61-like. The annotation marks the transcript as partial. The transcript has 3 exons. NCBI's taxonomy places the organism in Eukaryota, Metazoa, Chordata, Aves, Caprimulgiformes, Caprimulgidae. The record is from RefSeq and is a predicted model, not a curated record.